GAGCCUGUGCAAACCGUUUGUGGUCUUUUGUUGUGCCGCAGCGCUUCCUCGGUCACGCUCACGGAGGAAGUACAUCAGCGGUACCGAGAGAGUUUUUUUUUUUAAAACAAAACGUAAACACGCGUACAGUUAAUGUUCAUCUUCUUCUUCCACCGCUAAGUGGCGCGAACAGUGGAAGAUGUCGCUGUACGAUGACCUGGGAGUUGGAGCCAGUGACACCAAGACUGAAGGCUGGUCCAAGAACUUCAAACUGCUGCAGUCCCAGCUGAAGGUCAAGAAGGCGGCUCUGACCCAGGCCAAGACCCAGCGGACCAAGCAGUCCACCGUCCUGGCUCCUGUUAUUGAUCUGAAAAGAGGAGGCUCCAGUGACGACCGACAGAUCACAGACACGCCUCCUCACGCCGCCUCCGGACUCAAAGAUGCCAUACCAAGCGGGUUCUCCUCCUGCGAUGUCCUGAUCCCAUUGGCUGAUGAGUACGACCCCAUGUUCCCCAACGACUAUGAGAAGGUAGUGAAGCGACACAGAGAAGAGCGGCAGCGGCAGAGGGAGCAGGAGCGUCAGAAGGAGAUAGAGGAGCGGGAGAAGAAGAAAAAAGACAAACAUGAGGGCGGGGCCCCCAGUGGGUUCUCCAGGUUCCCCACCACAGAGGAAGACUCGGAUGAAGACGAGGAGUACGAAAAAGAGCGGAGGAAAAGGAGUUUGGGUGGAGCAGCCAUUGCCCCCCCGUCUUCACUUGUGGACAGAGAUGGUCCGUCUUCUUACCCCUUUGACGAUGACAGUCGUCCUCCUCGAGGUUCUAAGGUGGCCAUUCCUCCACCGCUGUACGAAGACACAGAGCGUCCACGUUCUCCGCCCGGACCAACCAGCUCCUUCCUGGCCAACAUGGGUGGGACGGUGGCCCACAAGAUCAUGCAGAAGUACGGCUUCAAAGAAGGUCAGGGUCUGGGGAAGCACGAGCAGGGUCUGAGUACGGCCCUGUCUGUGGAGAAGACCAGCAAACGAGGUGGAAAGAUCAUCAUCGGAGACAGUGCAGAAAAAGUAGAUUCUGGGAAGAAGUCUGACGCAAACCCACUGACUGAGAUCCUCAAAAACCCCACCAAGGUGGUUCUACUGAGGAACAUGGUGGGACGAGGAGAAGUGGACGAGGACCUGGAAGGAGAGACAAAAGAAGAGUGUGAGAAAUACGGCAAAGUGGUGAAGUGUGUCAUAUUUGAGAUAGCUGAGGUCCCAGAUGAAGAAGCUGUCAGGAUCUUCCUGGAGUUUGAGAGGGUGGAGUCAGCCAUCAAAGCUGUGGUCGACCUCAACGGCCGUUACUUUGGAGGACGAGUCGUCAAAGCUUGUUUCUACAAUCUGGACAAGUUUCGGGUUUUGGAUCUUGGAGAGCAGGUGUGACGUCACUCGUGGACCAAUCACAGGCCUCCACCUCCUCGUCUGUACAUAAAUGUGUUUUUUAUAUUUUCUGAUGGUGUUGGAGACUUGGUCUUGUAAAUGAUUUUUUUCAGUUUUUUUCUUCUGACCUGUCGAUGACCUCGACACCAACAAAAUAAAACCAGUCCUGACUGAA
Cynoglossus semilaevis (tongue sole) is the source of this 1565-nucleotide messenger RNA. It is a transcript of the gene rbm17, whose product is annotated as RNA binding motif protein 17. Gene Ontology annotation, molecular function: RNA binding. Bases 179 to 1393 code for a protein of 404 amino acids. Gene Ontology annotation, cellular component: precatalytic spliceosome. NCBI's taxonomy places the organism in Eukaryota, Metazoa, Chordata, Actinopteri, Pleuronectiformes, Cynoglossidae. Gene Ontology annotation, biological process: alternative mRNA splicing, via spliceosome; mRNA cis splicing, via spliceosome. The transcript is spliced from 12 exons. The record is from RefSeq and is a predicted model, not a curated record.